Crotalus tigris (Tiger rattlesnake) is the source of this 1761-nucleotide messenger RNA. RefSeq names its product GTPase IMAP family member 9-like. The transcript has 3 exons. NCBI's taxonomy places the organism in Eukaryota, Metazoa, Chordata, Lepidosauria, Squamata, Viperidae. The coding region runs from base 546 to 1223 and encodes 225 amino acids. The record is from RefSeq and is a predicted model, not a curated record. Gene Ontology annotation, molecular function: GTP binding.
CAGCGAAGAGGGGAUGGGAAGACACACACACACACACACACACACACACACACACACACACACACACAGCCUUGUCCCUCCCGCGCCCAGGUGGGGUCCGGACAAGAUCCCAGGUGGGUGGCUGCGUUUGACGCCCCCGGUUGCUUCCUGGGAUCCACCGGCGGCUCAGCUGGAAGAUCCGAAGAUCUCUCCGCCUUUCGGGCGGCCGUGGAGCUCUUCUCCGGCCUGGCGGGGCUGCCUGCUUGGGAUCCCAGAUCCAGACUUCCCUCGGGAUCUGCUUCCCGGCCCUCCCUGUCGGGGGAUCUCCCCCCUCCCGCUGAGGUUCCCCUUUCCCCGUGGUCAAGGAUCCACCCGCCGUUCAAAGGGCGAGGAGAUCCGGCCGAGAGGCGGCCCGGGAGAGCAGCGGAUCCAGCCGCCGAAGGGGAUCAAUCGGAUCCCUCCGUCCAGGGGGGAACCUCCGAGCGAGACAGCCUCUCCUUGGGCUCAUCCUCUUUCGCUGUUCACGCAGCAACCCCCGAGAUUGGCGCUGUGCGACUUGUCCAGAAAUGGCUGGAAGCUUCCGAGGGCCUGAUCAGAGGAUCGUCCUGGUGGGCAGCACCGGAAGUGGGAAAAGCGCGACGGGAAACACCAUCCUGGGAAGCAACGUCUUUGAGUCUAGGUGGUGUUAUAGGUCACCAACAAAGACUUGCCAAAGGGAGGAGAGCCUGUGGAAUGGCCGGAAGGUGGUGGUGGUGGAUACGCCGGGCUUUUUCGACCCUGGGGUUCCAGAGUCCCAAACUGUGACGGAGCUCGUGAAGUCUAUGAAGUUUUGCACCCCGGGUCCCCACGCUAUUCUGUGCGUCCUGCGUCCUGGCUGUUGGACGCAGGAGGAGAAGGAGAGGCUUCAGCUGGUCAAAGAGGUGUUCGGUCGCAAAGGCAAGAAUUACCUGAUCCUUUUGUUCACCCGCAAGGAGGACCUGGAAGGGGAGACGCUGGAGGAGUUCAUAUCCCAGAGAGACGUCGCGCUUCGGGAACUGGUGGCCCACUGUGGGCACCGCUGCCUGGCCUUCAACAACAAGGCCAAAGGAGAAGAACGGGAGGCUCAGGUGGCCGAACUGAUGCGGAUGAUCGAUCAGCUCGUGUACAAGAACGGGGAUGCGACUUGCUACACGGAGGACAUGCUGACGGCGGACAUAAACCACUUCAAAGAAAGGCGUGGCCUCUCCUCGUGUCGUCUCCUCUAACGGACGCCGAAAAGCCUCUCUGCUCCAAGGCGGUAGCCCUGUCCAAGGCCACAACCCUGCAUUUCCCCCCCUUUUAGUUGCAACCCAGCCCUCGCCAGGAGACCUCCGAAGAACCCCAAAGUCCGAGAUGGGUGGCGGAGUCACCCUGAGCCGAUUCCUUCUCCGGAGAACCCACUUCCUCCCCUCAGAUGACAGGAGUUUCUUCCAAGGGCAGAGGAAGAUCCCGCCCCCUCCCCAUAUCAACUAGCCAGCCCCCCCAGCCGAAUUUGCUCCCAGCCUGCACCCCUGUCCCUUUAGAAGCACAGACUCUUUGGGGCUUCCCCGUCGGUCCGUCCGUUGAGGUCGAGCAGGACAGGAAACCGCCGAGACGAAAAAUAUUAUGAAUUAUAAGUCGCAGAAUCUUGACAACGUCUCCCGUUCGCUCCGGCUGGUGCCGAAGACCAUCAAGGCAAGGAGAGCCUUGAGGUUUUUUCUCACUUUUCUCGUUUUCCUGAGCGGAAUCUCUGUUUUUGGAACGGUUGCCUGGCAUCUUCCUUCC